CGUCCCGGCAUGCUGCGCGGCGCCACCGGCGGGGCGGGGCGGGCGGCGGGCGGCGGCCGGGCCGCGAUGGAGUCGGUGGUGUUCAUCUUCUCCCUCAUCGACUGCUGCGCGCUCAUCUUCCUCGCCGUCUACUUCAUAAUUACACUAUCAGAUUUGGAAUGUGACUACAUUAACGCGAGAUCUUGCUGCUCAAAACUCAAUAAAUGGGUCAUCCCUGAGGUGAUUGGCCAUGCUGUUGUGACUGUAUUAAUGCUUAUUUCAUUGCACUGGUUCAUCUUUCUCCUUAAUUUGCCAAUAGCAACAUGGAAUAUAUAUCGGUUCAUUAUGGUGCCAAGUGGAAACAUGGGGGUAUUUGAUCCCACAGAGAUCCAUAACCGAGGACAACUGAAAUCGCACAUGAAGGAAGCCAUGAUUAAACUAGGCUUUCAUCUGCUCUGUUUCUUCAUGUACCUGUACAGUAUGAUUCUGGCUCUGAUAAACGAUUGAGAAGUUGAAAAAGAACCAUUAGCUGCCAAAUUGGGUCAUCGCUCCAGUGACUGGUUGCGGAGCCACAGACACCUGAAUAUACCUAGACCAGUGUCGUCAUGCAGUAUAUUUUUCCUUUUUGAACAAGAAAUAUUUUUCUGUAUUUUUAACAUAAAGUAUUUUCAAAAGACAUCAGAGUUGUGUAGCAGUUGUUUUUGUUCCUUCUUAAAACCCAAAUGGCUGUAGCUGCUGCUUUUGUAAAGUGAAAUCCUUGCUUACAGAACCGAUCUUAUGGGAAUGAAAAGAUGAGAGGGAAACUCAUUUCAACAACUUAGGCUGACAAUAGUACUAGUUCUAGAACAAAUUUAAGAGCAGUUUUAAUGCCUGUUUCUUACCAAAAGUGUCAGGAUAUGCCUCUGGCAGUCAAGCUGUCCAAUUAGCCUGGUUUGAAGCUGUCCUUGGAACAUAGAUUUCAAAGUGGAACACUAGCACAGCUUGCAUCUUUGUGUUGUUUUGUUCUCAGCUAAAAAGCAAUGGAAUAAAAGUUGUGCUUUUUCUCAUUUUCCAUUCUCUCUCUCCCCCCUACCCCAACCUGUAUAACGUCUAGUGUUUGGUAGGAUUAAGGUCACUGUGACACUUGUAAGAGCAGAAAAACAUGUUGCUGCAGAUAAAUGUAAUACUUGU
This is a messenger RNA of Oxyura jamaicensis (ruddy duck), 1149 nucleotides long. It is a transcript of the gene CNIH4, whose product is annotated as cornichon family AMPA receptor auxiliary protein 4. The transcript is spliced from 5 exons. Lineage: Eukaryota; Metazoa; Chordata; Aves; Anseriformes; Anatidae. Gene Ontology annotation, cellular component: endoplasmic reticulum membrane; COPII-coated ER to Golgi transport vesicle. The record is from RefSeq and is a predicted model, not a curated record. Gene Ontology annotation, biological process: endoplasmic reticulum to Golgi vesicle-mediated transport. The coding region runs from base 10 to 486 and encodes 158 amino acids.